AUGGCUAACUUUGGUCUUGUGGUGUCAGGCGCCAUUCUUCUAAUAACUAUGUAUGCCGUUAAUACUCUGGCGGUUGCUACUUUGUUGUCCGUGGCGGCUGCUGGUACCCCUACCGUGAUGAAAGGCUUUGAGGAUAGCGUCAACUUGUGGAGGGACAGGUUGCUGCCACCAACACCCGUUGACCAGGAAGCUAGCCCCGAUACCGUCACUCACCCUGACGUCGACAGCCUCCUCGCCGAUGCCGAAAGCCUCGGCGAGCAUGGCGGUCGUCUAUGCCGCGUCAAGGUGGAUCCUUUGCCCGUGGCGUGCUGGGACCUGAAAUUCGGAAGGCCGGCAGCUUGGUGCAACCCCGGUAAUAGCUGCCCCGUGAACUGCCCUGGGCCUUCUAACCUUUUGGACGCCAAGGAGGCAUCAUACUACUGGACUGCUAGUCUUCAAUGCUACGUCAACCUAGACUUGGUUGAACCCUAUAAGAAAGGGGAGAUAGCAUAA
Truncatella angustata is the source of this 492-nucleotide messenger RNA. RefSeq lists its product as uncharacterized. The transcript has a single exon. NCBI's taxonomy places the organism in Eukaryota, Fungi, Ascomycota, Sordariomycetes, Amphisphaeriales, Sporocadaceae. Bases 1 to 492 code for a protein of 163 amino acids. The record is from RefSeq and is a predicted model, not a curated record.